CAUCGGCCACAAGAAAGAAACGGACCUAGUGGACGAGUUGGUCCUAGCUGUGAAGAAUCAGCCACCCUCGUCCGACGUGAGCAGGAGCCACGUGGAGCCAUCGCUGGACUCGAGUGGCCCGGGCUCGAGGAGGGACGUGAAGCGCAAGCGGGCGGAGGAGGCGGUGGAGGGUGCCCCGCAUCCCCAUGCAUCCCAACCAAUCAAAACGCCUGAGUACGGCGCUUCCCAGCGCCACGGGCAGCAGCACGGCUACUAUAGUGGCGCAGCAGCCGCCGACCCCGUACGGACAGCAAAGCCCUGCUUCGGCCUGGCCCCCGUACCAACUCCCUGCACGGGAGCUGGCCGCCCGUUCGCUCUCCCCGGCCGCUCCGGCGACCCCGACGGCCACCACCGCACCGUCCCGAGUGUUGGCUGGUCUACCGAAAUCAGUGGCAAGGCCCAACCUGCUCGUCAUCGAGACGGUGGACAACAAGGCGGAGAAGUCGAUGGCGUUUUGCAGGACGAAGGCCAAGCCUGGUUCAAAGGGUGCGCACGUGUCGGAGGCCAGCUUCAGGGCCACCCCACCCUCUGACCCGGCUACAGGGCAGCAGGACAAGGACGAGGACGAGAUGCACCUCAAUAACUUGCAGAGGGAGUGGAACAAGCUCCAGAGUCAGCAAGUCAAGCUGCUGCGGGACUGUAGCAGGGCGAAGGAUAACCACGAUAUCCCGCAGCAGCUGGAGCUCAACCAGCUGCAGGAUGUGGUGGCGUACAAGAUGAAGAAGCUGGCGGCCGAGAUGAACACGUUCCCAAAGAAGGGCGUGAAGCUCAGGGGUGCCGCAUAUCAAGUGCAGAAGCGGUCCGUGGAGCGCCAGCGGAAGCCGGCCGUGGAGCGGCACCACAAGCCGGCCGUGGAGCGGCAGGAGAUAUCGGCCGUGGAGCGGCAGCAGAAGUCGUCCGUGGAGCGGCAGGAGAAGCCGGUCGUGGAGCGGCAGGAGAUGUCGUCCGUGGAGCGGCAGGAGAUGUCGUCCGUGGAGCGGCAGGAGAUGUCGUCCGUGGAGCGGCAGGAGAUGUCGUCCGUGGAGCGGCAGGAGAUGUCGUCCGUGGAGCGGCAGGAGAUGUCGUCCGUGGAGCGGCAGGAGAUGUCGUCCGUGGAGCGGCAGGAUAUGUCGUCCGUGGAGCGGCAGGAGAUGUCGUCCGUGGAGCGGCAGGAGAUGUCGUCCGUGGAGCGGCAGGAGAUGUCGUCCUUGGAGCGGCAGGAGAUGUCGGCCCUGCCUUGCGCCCUCAACACGUGCUACGAUGCUGGGGAGCACUGGUGCGAGAACUGCAGCGUCACCUUUGACUCCCUGUCGCAGUUCCUGCAGCAUCUGCACAGCAGGAAGCAUCGCCAGACUCUAGACCCCGAUCAUCACCCAUGGGUCUUUCAGCAGCAGCAGUUGGAUUGGUUGCAGCAACAGAAGGAACCAUCUCGGCUGAAGAGCAGGUCACAAGCUAAAGGGUCGGAGUUUAUGAUGCCCAUUUUGGGGUAUUACUGCCAGCUCUGCGCAGAGUUUUGUGUGGACCAAGCUUUUGCCAAGGAGCAUGUGAUGUCUUCGAAGCACAACAACAACUACCAGAAAAUGGUGAAGGACAACCGGGUGUACGAGCCACGGCGCAUAAUGGGCUGGAAGACCAAACAGGCAGUGGUGGUGGAGACCGAGCGGCGGUACCGCAUGGAGGCGGUACGGAGGAUCUCCGAGGAGAACAAGGCGAAGCUGAUGAAAAUGGAGGAGGAGGAAAAGAGCAAGCUUGCCGAGCUGGACGAAAACUGCGUGGAGGGCGUGGAACUGGGCCCCAAAGCUCCCAUAAAGAUCUCGCUGAGGGCCGAGAACGACCGCACCACGCCACGGGACAAGGCCGAGGGCGUGAUGCCGAGCGGGGACGACCAAAUCGGGGCCGCCAGAGACCGGAAGGAGGAGAACGGCGGCGCCAUGGCAGAGCCCAGCCACGCCAAGGAGGCCGCAGACAGCAGGCCGUCCGGCAAGACGAUUUCCAUUAAGCUCUCGGGGAAGACCUUGGUGGCGCCUGUGGCCCAGUGGACACCCUCCUUGGGUCCCUGUGUCACCCCCACCCAGGCCAAGAUCAGGCCCAACUUUUCCAUGGCUCUAGUAAGCGCUCGCAAAGGCCCUGUCGCCCCCCCUUCCUUGAACAAACCGGCUUCUCUAGACAAGUUCAUUUCGAUUGGCUCAAAGGGCGCAGGGAAACCCCUGCCCGUCAUAAAGGAAGGUGGGAAUAAAGAGCUAACGGCGCCUCCCGUAGGUGCCAAUCAGGCUUCCGAGGCUCAGCCGGUUGCCGUGGCAAAGAGCCCUGUAAGAGAGCACCUGAAGACGGUGUUGGAGAUUGCACCCGCAAGCGACCAGGCUGGGAGUUCUGCAGCGCGGCAGCAGGAGGAGGAAUCGGCGCCGGGCACCCAGCUGGAGGUGCACACGGUGCUGGCCAUCCCUGUGAAGCCACCCCCAGUCAUCGCCUCCGGUGCGUACACCGACACCCACCAGCCCCACUCCACGAAGAGACCCAAGGGCUGCUUGGCAACGGCCAACGCCAAGGACUUGUACAGCAUUUUCUACAGCAACCCUGGGGGCGAGGCGGGAAGAAAACUGUCUGCUUCGUCCUCUACGGAGAGGGAAGGUGGAGGCCUGGGUAGAGACACCACGGGUUCUCCCUUCCCGUUGGUCGGUGCUCGCGGGCCGGCGGCCCCAGAGUGGCCACCUUCCCUGACCUCCACGGACGGCGCCAACACCAUCACUGCGACUCCUGUGCUCUGAGGGUCCCUCGUACCCCAGCCGUACAUACAUGUGCCUCAUGGCUGAGGGGCAUGUAUGUACGUUUGCUGAGCUUCUUUCCCACCGUACAUACAACGACGAUAAUCGGAGGUGCGAAUCGGAGGGCCGUGUGACCAGGGCGGCGCGCGGCCCAGCCGAUCGGAACUCGUCUCACUUCACACGACAGUGGAGGAUGUUGUUGCGUCAACUUUUGAAGGCGUAUGGGACGGUGCACACCAAUGGGCCUGCGUAGAAUGUAAUCGGUCUGGGUUUCCUCUGUCUGAGUCGGAGAGUUAAUUAUCUUACCAACUAAGAACCUGAACAGACUCUUUUACAAGGCUGACCUGGCCACGAUGGCCCAGACCAUAGGGUGGGGUUGCUGUUCCUGUGUUUGAGUUUUUCCUCUCGGCUCCUCCCCCCUUCAGUUUUUUCACGGUGGGAGUGCAAUGUAUGACAU
Messenger RNA from Lethenteron reissneri (Far Eastern brook lamprey), 3237 nucleotides. RefSeq names its product zinc finger protein 318 (gene ZNF318). Lineage: Eukaryota; Metazoa; Chordata; Hyperoartia; Petromyzontiformes; Petromyzontidae. Gene Ontology annotation, biological process: positive regulation of DNA-templated transcription; negative regulation of DNA-templated transcription. The record is from RefSeq and is a predicted model, not a curated record. Gene Ontology annotation, molecular function: nucleic acid binding; zinc ion binding. Gene Ontology annotation, cellular component: nucleoplasm.